CGAAGGCAGCCAACCGGCGCGGCGGCUUCCGCUCCGCCCCGACGGAGGCGAGGACUCUGGCAGCGCCUGGGGUUCCGGCGGCUCUGCCGGCUGCGGGCCGCGAUGCUGAAGGCCAAGAUCCUCUUCGUGGGGCCCUGCGAGAGUGGAAAAACUGUUUUGGCCAACUUCCUGACAGAAUCUUCUGACAUCACCGAAUACAACCCAACCCAAGGAGUGAGGAUCCUGGAAUUUGAGAACCCACACGUUACCAGCAACGGCAAAAGCACGGGAUGUGAAUUUGAGCUCUGGGACUGUGGUGGCGAUCCAAAGUUCGAGUCUUGCUGGCCAGCCCUGAUGAAGGACUCUCAUGGGGUGGUGGUCGUCUUCAAUGCUGACAUCCCAGGCCACCUGAAGGAAAUUGAGAUGUGGUAUUCCUGCUUCGUCCAGCAGCAGUUUUUACAGGACACUCAAUGUCUGUUAAUUGCACACCACAAACCAGGCUCUGGAAGUGACAAAGGAAACCUGGCUUUGGCACCACCCUUGAACAAGCUGAAGCUGGUGCACUCAAAUCUUGAGGAUGACCCAGAAGACAUCAGAAUGGAGUUCGUAAAGUAUUUAAGAAGCAUAAUCAACUCAGUGUCUGAGAGCAGAGACCGGGAGGAGAUGUCAAUUAUCACCUAACCGGCCUUCACCUAGAUGCUUCCGCAUCCCAAAUGAAGUCAAUUUCAGUGCAGAUCUGAAAUCCAUCCACCUACUAAGGUUCUCAUCUCCCUUUGGCUGUAGAAGACAUUUUCCUUAUUUAGCCAAAGGUAACAGUCAGCCAGGGAGUUUACUCAUACCAUCUAUUCUCUGUCCUCAGUUCAGCUGAGAAACUCUUGUUAUUGAAUUCUGAUACCUUUGCCCCAGAUCUCUCCAGAGAGCUGGAAAACUGAGGUGGUUUUUUUUUCCCCUUCACAUUAUGCCAUACUGUAAAAGUUGUGGAAUCAUAACUGUCACAGCCCAGUGAUACCAACAGUAGUUCAAUCCACGUACAUUGGUUUAAAUGUGAUUUUCAUUCCUUAAUCUGUACAAUCUGCCUAGGAUAUUCUUGAAAAAUAUUAGCAUUUAACCUCUGCAAGAUUUUAUUUUUAUUUAGGUGUCCUUGAUAUCUGGACACUGUAUCACACUGGAAGGUGGAAUACAUAUACAUCUUCUAAAAACGUUUUUUAUUAUCUCAGGGGAAUUUAAUUCUUUUUUUUUUUGAAUUUAAUUCUUAAAUAUUAUUUCAUGUAAUACAGGGAAAAACAAUGUGAUGUUGUCAUAACAACCAUUUGUAAAAAUAGUCAAAAGAUUUAAUGCUCAGGAUAAGCAAAUAUGGUGAGUUUAUAGCUUAUUGUACAAGUGAGUUUGUUUUAGUGAUCUUACGAAUUAUUGUUCUUCCAUAAUUUGUACUUUUUGAAUUUUUUAAUACAGCCAACCUGAAAAUAUAUUAAGUAGAUCAAAAGUUAGAUGUAGGGACUUCCCUGGUGCCGCAGCAGUUAAGAAUCCACCUGCCAACUCAGGGGACAUGGGUUCCAUCCCUGGUCUGGAAGAUCCCACAUGCCACAGAGCAGCUAAGCCCAUGAGCCACAACUACUGAGCCUGUGCUCUAGAGCCCGUGAGCCACAACUACUGAGCCUGCGUGCCCCAACUACUGAAGCCAGUGCGCCUAGAGCCCGUGCUCCACAACAAGAGAAGCCACCACAAUGAGACUCCCGCGUACCGCAAUGAAGAGUAGCCCCU
Globicephala melas (long-finned pilot whale) is the source of this 1740-nucleotide messenger RNA. It is a transcript of the gene IFT22, whose product is annotated as intraflagellar transport 22. NCBI's taxonomy places the organism in Eukaryota, Metazoa, Chordata, Mammalia, Artiodactyla, Delphinidae. Gene Ontology annotation, molecular function: GTPase activity. Gene Ontology annotation, cellular component: endomembrane system. The record is from RefSeq and is a predicted model, not a curated record. Gene Ontology annotation, biological process: intracellular protein transport.